Messenger RNA from Esox lucius (northern pike), 2457 nucleotides. RefSeq names its product serine protease 33-like. NCBI's taxonomy places the organism in Eukaryota, Metazoa, Chordata, Actinopteri, Esociformes, Esocidae. Gene Ontology annotation, molecular function: serine-type endopeptidase activity. Gene Ontology annotation, biological process: proteolysis. The transcript has 7 exons. The coding region runs from base 126 to 1139 and encodes 337 amino acids. The record is from RefSeq and is a predicted model, not a curated record.
CUCCUCAUCCACCUGCCUCCGGAGUAUUUAGUUCAUGCACGUUUGUGUGAAGUGACAGCCUAACAGAACAUCACCAGAGGCACAGUGAGGCACAGAAUCAGAUUUCUGUGGACAAGGAUCUGAGAAUGCACAAUGAAAUUAUGCUUUUGUUGAUGAUGAGUUUGGUGACCACAGCUGUUGGUCAAAACAACUCAUCUGCAUCUAUAUGUGGCAUCGCUCCACUCAACCCCAGGAUAGUGGGAGGUCAGGAUGCCCCUCCAGGAAGUUGGCCCUGGCAGGCAAGCCUUCAACAAAAUGGCUUUCACGUCUGUGGUGGGUCCCUCAUCAACAGUAAGUGGGUGUUGACUGCAGCCCACUGCUUCUCCAGCUCGGAUCCAAGCAUAUGGACCGUUGUGCUCGGCCUGCGUACCCAGGAGGGAAAUAACACCAACUCAGAGUCUUUUAGUGUGGAUUUGGUUGUUAUAAAUCCGGAAUACAAUGGAACCCCAUACGACAACGACAUCGCUCUGCUCAGACUCUCCUCACCUGUCACCUUCACAGACUUCAUCCGACCCGUCUGUCUGGCAGCCAGUGGCAGUGCUGUUAACAAUGGUGCUGAUGUCUGGUUGACUGGCUGGGGCAAUAUCAAUGAAGGAGUGUCCCUCCCUCCCCCUGGGACUCUCCAAGAAGUGGAGGUUCCCGUUGUGGGGAACAGAGAGUGUGACUGCCUGUAUGGGGGACGUAUCACUGACAACAUGCUUUGUGCUGGUUUUCUGCAAGGAGGCAAGGACACCUGUCAGGGUGACUCAGGAGGUCCGAUGGUGAUGGAGCAGUUCGCUGUCUGGGUCCAGCCUGGGAUUGUUAGUUGGGGUAAUGGCUGUGCUCGUCCCAAUUACCCAGGAGUCUACGCCAGAGUGUCCCAGUACCAGUCUUGGAUCACCUCCCACAUCAGAAAGGACCCCCCAGGCUUUGUGUUUCUCUACGGUGGUGUAGAUGGUGACAGCAGUUUCAUUUGUCAUACAGCCACGCCCCCAACUACCACUGAGGAAUCAACUCCCUUUACCACUGAAGAUGAUUCCAUUUUUGGUAAAGGCCAGGGUGUGUUUGGUUCCCUUUAUAUGCUGUGCGCCUUGCUCAUUGGGGUUUUUCUCACCAUCUAAUGUACUGAUCAGUACCAGAUUGUAAUCCAGGUUGGGCUUUUAUUGGCAGCCUCAGUAUAUGUAAUAAGGGCUAAUAUCCCGCUGAACAGUGAAACUGGGGAAGAGUCAGCUUGCUGUUUAUCGACCUCUUUAGGGCUGGGUGUGCAGUUUCCCCGUUAUGUCGGAUUGUUUUUUCCUUGUCACAUCUUCCUGACUGAAGAUGGUUUUAAUGGGAUGUAACUGUUGUAUUGAUUUAUUGGUGAUUGAUAUUUUGACAUGUAUUCAUUAAAGGUGCAAUCUGGAAUUCAAAUGCCCUUAAACCGUUAUAGGUUAACAUCUAAAGUACUGAAGCUGAGGAAAAGGGACUCUUCAAUUCAUACAAACCUUUGGGUGAUUUUUAUGAUUUCUGUUUACAAACAUUAGUUUAAAACAAGCCUAUGUUUUUGAUGAAGUAAGGUAACCAUCUAUAAACGGAUGUGAACAAAAAACACUGCUAACCCAGGGUAAAUAAAGGAUAAAAAUAUAACAUUAAUAUUUACAUAUUGUAAGUGAGAUUUAUCACAAAGUUAGUAUUUUCAUAGGCUCCCAAGUAAUGUGUACACUUGAGUAAGAUGAACAUUCUGUGUUCAUUGUGAAUGAACUUUCUGAAAGCUGUACGACUACUAAGCCACACCUCCAGUACAUACCUCUACUAAGCCACACCUCCAGUACAUACCUCUACUAAGCCACACCUCCAGUACAUACCUCUACUAAGCCACGCCUUCAGUACAUACCUCUACUAAGCCACGCCUCCAGUACAUACCUCUACUAAGCCACGCCUUCAGUACAUACCUCUACUAAGCCACGCCUCCAGUGUUCUCAGGUAGUGGAUGGUAUCUCAGUCGUGGGGCUCUUAAGUAAUAACUGGAAUUAAUUAAUCAAAUGGCAUUAAACACGUUGCUUUCGUGUCCUUAAAACCAUUCCAGUCAGUCCAGUCAUUAAUAUGAUCUGUCAUCUCCUCAGCAGCCUUGGGUGGCCCAGAAAACCCCUCCAUCAUGUUGGUAAUCAAAACAACAGAGUGUUGUGGAAAAUUCCCCGAUUACCCCUUUAACAUAUGAGAAAUCGCUUAUCCUUUUAAAGUGAGAGCUGUAUAAAAAUGCUAACUCAGACUUGUGAAAUCCUCUUCUAUAUGUUUUUUGUCAGAUGUUUGGUUUGUCUGUGGUGGUCUAGUGAUUAAUGUUGCAGUCCCAGUGAACAUGUUGUGUUGGUGUGGUUACUUCCUGCUGGACACACUGACCUCUCACUGUCCUUCCUGUUUUCUCUUCUAUCUUUCCUAUUGAUAAAAUCAUAGUUAACACUG